Molecule: messenger RNA, 2421 nt
Organism: Penicillium bovifimosum
Lineage: Eukaryota; Fungi; Ascomycota; Eurotiomycetes; Eurotiales; Aspergillaceae
Exons: 3
Coding region: 1-2421 (806 amino acids)
Cellular component (GO): nucleus; cytoplasm
Source: RefSeq, a predicted model, not a curated record
AUGUUUAUGCUCCGCAAUGUGAGCAAAUUUUUGUUCGGUGACGCUUCGAAAGAGUCCAUCAUCGAAAUUCCCCAGGGAGAAUUGUAUCUGGUCCGCCCACAGUCGCCCAAGGGCUACUCGGAGCUUAUCUUCAAGGACGCUGCUGCCACCAUCCGACGUACGGGUCAAGACUUCCAAUAUCAGCUUGUUAUCCAGAGAGCCUACGAAGAGGGCGAGGAAGAACUUGUGGACGACGACGGCGAGCAAGGCGCUGGCGAUAGUCUAGACAAGGACGAGAAGGUCUUUUUACUUGACCAAACGCUUCAUUUUCGCUCCGAAGUUCGCGACGGAGGAUGCAAGAUCUUGGCUUGGGACGAUCUGAGCGGUGACGCUGGUGAUCUUUUCGAGUUCAUUUGCGAUUCUUCCGUCCCAGCUGAUAAAGUAGCCACCUUUGAGCUUGCCGCAUUGCAGUGCCAAUACGAGCGCAAACACCGACGCAGUGCUCAGAAGGCCACUGAGGAAGAGCUCCAGGAGUUCUCCUACAACAUAGAGGAGCCGCUCCCCUCGGCGAGUCCCGUUUCCUCGCCCACUAUCAAGUCAGCCAGGAAUUCAGUUACCGCACUGGAUUCUGCCACAGCAAUGGCACGAGAUGUUGAAUAUGCUCAGUCCAAGGGACAGGUCAAAACCGCCACUUUGGAGGAGCAGCCGACUACUGCGCCGCCGUCUGCAGUCCAGCCCGAAGCCAAAGAGAUCCUGAGCAAGGAGAAGGCUGAGCUGCAUUUGUUCGACUUCUCUACUGGUACCUUUGUCCUGCAGGAUGACGAAAUUGUUGCUACUGUCUCAGAAGUAGGUACUUGGCAGUACUGGCUCCAGAUCUCUGGCAAGGAUAAGGAGUGGUUGGGACAAGCUGUCGUGGCCGAUAUCAAUCCUGUCUUCAACUUUGAAUAUCUGUCGUUUAUCUUCAACCACUACGGUGAAGAUGGCUCGGCAUACUCGUGGCUGUUGCGAUUCAAGGACCAACCCACGGAAGAACGCUUCCAGGAGGGUCUCAUGCAGGCUCUGUGGGAACAGCUCAAUGAAAUGAAGUGGACCAAGGUGAAGGAAAAUGAUCGAGAAUAUGUACUCGAUGCCUUCCAGGAUCUCGUCCUGGAAGAUGCCGAGGCCAAGGCUGAGGAGGAGGAGGCCGAGGAGGAGGAAGAAGAAGACGCUGAAGAAGAGUAUGAUGGCGACCAGGACGAUGCUCAGCGGAGUGAGCACUAUGACAGUGACGAAGAGGAGGAAGAUGUCAUCACGCGUGAUGCGGAUGGCAACGUCAACUCGCAACUGGCAGUCGGCUACAAGCACGAUCGAUCAUUUGUUGUUCGCGGAUCCAAAAUCGGCGUCUUCAAGCACACCCCUAACAACAACCUGGAGUUUUCCACCACCAUCUCCAAGGUCCAAACCCCUAAGGGCGCUCUGUUCAGCCCUAAGAAGGUCAUGCUCCACGCUGAGGAUCAGAACAUGAUUCUCCAGAACGGCGAUGAUCCAAACUCGUUGUACAAGAUGGACCUGGAGUACGGCAAAAUCGUCGACGAAUGGAAGGUCCAUGACGAUAUUGCCGUGGAGACUUUCGCUCCCGAAAAUAAAUUCGCUCAAAUGACCGCGGCGCAGCCGUUCGUCGGUAUUUCCAAGAACGCUCUCUACCGCAUCGAUCCCCGUCUCGCUGGCAACAAGCUCGUCGAUUCCGACCUGAAGCAGUACGCUAGCAAGAACGACUUCUCGGCCAUGGCUACUACUGAGAAGGGCUACCUUGCUGUGGCAUCCAACAAGGGUGACAUCCGCAUGUUCGACCGUCUGGGCAUCAAUGCCAAGACUCACAUUCCGGCACUCGGCGAACCGAUUAUCGGUCUUGAUGUGUCUGCAGAUGGACGCUGGGUGCUGGCAACUUGCCGGACGUACCUUCUCCUCAUCGAUUCGCUGCAGAAGGAAGGCAAGAAUGAGGGCAAGCUCGGAUUUGAGAAAGCUUUCGCCAAGGACUCCAAACCGCAGCCCCGGCGUCUUGGUUUGCAGCCUGCACAUGUUGCGCAAUUCCAGCACGAGACGAAGCAGCCCCUCUCAUUCACACCCGCCCGAUUCAACACAGGUGUUGACUCUACCGAGACGAGCAUCGUAACCGCCACCGGUCCCUUCAUCGUUACCUGGAGCAUGAAGAAGGUCGUUGCCAAUCGCAAGGAUCCGUACACCAUCAAGCGUUACGGUGAGAAUGUCAUGGCUGACAACUUCCGCUUCGGUUCCGACAAGAACGUCAUUGUUGCUCUGCCAAAUGAGGUCAACAUGGUCGCCAAGCGUACUUUCCAGAAACCUACGCGCGAGAGCAUCGCUGGUCCUGCCACACCGAACCGUCCACGCCGUGGAUGGGGCAGUCGUCUUGGCAGAGACAGCAUCGUCAACUCGCCCUACUAG